Exophiala bonariae is the source of this 447-nucleotide messenger RNA. RefSeq lists its product as uncharacterized. Gene Ontology annotation, biological process: mitochondrial electron transport, ubiquinol to cytochrome c. Lineage: Eukaryota; Fungi; Ascomycota; Eurotiomycetes; Chaetothyriales; Herpotrichiellaceae. Bases 1 to 447 code for a protein of 148 amino acids. The record is from RefSeq and is a predicted model, not a curated record. The transcript has 3 exons.
AUGGGAAUCACCGAUUUCUUCUCGGACCUGAUGAGCUCAGUAUCGUUCGUGCAGGAAGCGCACGCCGAAGCUCCCGCGGACGAUGAGGAAGCCGAGGACGGCGGCGAGGAGUCGAAGGAAGACGGCGACGAGGACGGCGAAGCUGCUGAGGGCGAGGGAGACGACGAGGAAGGCGGUGAUGACGAUGACGAGGAAGAAGAAGAGGAGGAGGAGGAAGAGGAAGAGGAGCCCGUUGAUCCCAAGCCGAAGCUGGAAGAGGAUUGUGCCCGUUCCGCCCAGUGUUCCGGCUACAAGCACCACUACGAUGAGUGCGUCGAGCGAGUUACUGCUGCCAGCGAGGAUCCCGACCACAAGGGUCCCAAGGAAGACUGCGUUGAAGAAUUUUUCCACCUUCAACAUUGUGCUACACAGUGCGCCGCCGGCCAGCUGUUCAAGCAGCUCAAGUAG